Molecule: messenger RNA, 1165 nt
Organism: Solenopsis invicta (red fire ant)
Lineage: Eukaryota; Metazoa; Arthropoda; Insecta; Hymenoptera; Formicidae
Gene: Ccs
Product: copper chaperone for superoxide dismutase
Exons: 6
Coding region: 16-837 (273 amino acids)
Biological process (GO): removal of superoxide radicals
Molecular function (GO): copper ion binding
Source: RefSeq, a predicted model, not a curated record
AGAAUAAACGUACAAAUGGCUUCGGCGAAGGUAGAGUUCGAUGUCCACAUGACAUGUGAGAAAUGCGUCAACGCGAUUUCCAAGAGUAUUGCGGAUUUGAAGGGCAUCCAGAAUGUCGACAUAUCGUUAGAACGCGGUACUGUUACCCUCGAAACAAACCUACCUUACUCCGUCAUACAAGAAAGAAUUGAGAGGACUGGAAGACAGGCAGUGUUGAAGGGAUUCGGAGAUGGAUCAAGUGCUGUAUCGAUGCUGGGUGGAAACUCAGGCUACAGUGUGGGUAAUCUGAUCAGAGGGGUAAUAAGAUUUGCAGAAACUUCAGAGGGAUGUAUCGUAGAUGGUACAAUUGAUGGUUUAACUCCAGGCGAGCAUGGUAUGCAUAUACACCAGUAUGGUGACAUAUCUAAUGGUUGUGACAAUGUAGGCGAACAUUUUAAUCCAAAUAAUUCAUCACACGGUGGUCCUGAAGAUGAUCUUUCCAAGAGGCAUGUUGGUGAUCUUGGCAAUGUCCUAGCGGAUGCUACUGGCAGAGCUGCUUUUCGAAGGAUAGAUAAGUUUCUUAAAGUACCUGAUAUUAUUGGGAGAUCUCUCAUUAUUACCAAGGAUCCAGAUGAUUUUGGAAGAGGUGAUGAUCCGGAAUCUAAGAUAAAUGGAAACAGUGGAGCUAGGGUGGCUUGCGGUAUUAUAGCCAGAUCGUCUGGAUUAUUUCAAAAUACAAAGAAGAUUUGCGCAUGUGAUGGCCUCACUAUAUGGGACGAGAGAGAUCGGGCGCUUGCAAAUAACCAUGGUACAGAUAGUCUAUUAAAAUCAAAUGAGAAAAUAUGCACAUUAGUUUGAAUAUUUGAAGUUUAAUUACAAUCUUUGUGACGAGAUUUGUUUUACACUAUUAAUUGUUAUAUAAUCUCAGAAAUCUUAAUUGAUAUUUGAUAAAGAGAAAGAAAAAAAGAGACUUAAGGUUCCUGAGUAGUUCAUCGAGAACUCUGCGUUGACGGUGGCGACGUAGUGUCGCGGAAAAAAUUAGAACUAUUAGGUGUGAAAAAUUAUAUGUUGACGAUAAAAUUUUAUCUUGCAUGUCAUUUCGUUAUUGUGUUUUGUUAUGAAAAUGUGACUUGUAUUUAUCCAAUUUGUAAAAAUGGGCUGCAAGUAAAAUUAUCUUUGAAUUUUA